GCUGAACCUGGCACCUGGGGUCGCGCACGCCACCUCCGCGAGCCGGGCCCCAGGGCCCCCUGGCCCCCUGGCCGCGCGCGCUCCGCGCCUCCUCCCCGCCGGCGGGCGCGCGCGCUGGCUCCCGCUCGCGCUGGCAGCGGCAGCGGCGGGGAUUGUUUUUGUUGUCGCUGAGGCCGGAAGAGCCGCGGGAGCCGGUCCCCGUGCCCGGGCCGGGCGCCGCCGCCGCCCCCUGCCCAGCGCCCGCAUCUCCGCGGCGCCCCCCCAGCGCCAAUAUUCCGGAGAGCAAGCGUUACGCGGCGGCGGCGGCGGCGGCGGGGCCCGGAGCGGGAGGCGCCGGGGACCGGGGCGAGGCGGCCCCGGCCGCCGCCAUGGAGGCACUGGGACCCGGACCGCCAACCAGCCUGUUCCAACCACCUCGUCGUCCUGGCCUUGGAACUGUUGGAAAACCAAUUCGACUGUUAGCCAAUCAUUUUCAGGUUCAGAUUCCUAAAAUAGAUGUUUAUCACUAUGAUGUGGAUAUUAAACCAGAAAAAAGACCUCGAAGAGUCAACCGGGAGGUAGUAGAUACAAUGGUGCGGCACUUCAAGAUGCAAAUAUUUGGUGAUCGGCAGCCUGGCUAUGAUGGUAAAAGAAACAUGUACACAGCACAUCCACUGCCAAUUGGACGAGACAGGGUUGAUAUGGAAGUGACCCUUCCAGGUGAGGGCAAAGACCAAACCUUUAAAGUAUCUGUUCAGUGGGUAUCAGUUGUGAGCCUUCAGUUGCUGUUAGAAGCUUUGGCCGGGCACUUGAAUGAAGUCCCAGAUGACUCAGUUCAGGCUCUUGAUGUUAUCACAAGACACCUUCCCUCCAUGAGGUACACCCCAGUGGGCCGUUCCUUUUUCUCACCUCCUGAAGGUUACUACCACCCUCUGGGAGGGGGCAGGGAGGUCUGGUUUGGCUUUCAUCAGUCUGUGAGGCCUGCCAUGUGGAAUAUGAUGCUCAAUAUUGAUGUAUCUGCAACUGCUUUCUACCGGGCUCAGCCUAUCAUUGAGUUCAUGUGUGAAGUUUUGGAUAUUCAGAACAUCAAUGAACAGACCAAACCUCUAACAGACUCCCAGCGUGUCAAGUUUACCAAAGAAAUCAGAGGUCUUAAAGUUGAAGUCACUCACUGUGGACAGAUGAAACGAAAAUAUCGAGUUUGUAAUGUUACUAGACGACCAGCCAGUCAUCAAACUUUUCCUUUACAGCUAGAAAAUGGCCAAGCCAUGGAAUGUACAGUAGCUCAAUAUUUCAAGCAAAAGUAUAGUCUGCAGUUGAAAUACCCUCAUCUUCCCUGUCUCCAAGUGGGACAAGAACAAAAACAUACAUACUUGCCACUUGAGGUCUGUAAUAUAGUGGCAGGACAACGAUGUAUAAAGAAGCUUACAGACAAUCAGACUUCCACGAUGAUCAAAGCCACAGCAAGAUCUGCUCCUGACAGGCAGGAAGAAAUCAGUAGACUGGUGAAGAGUAACAGCAUGGUGGGUGGACCUGAUCCAUACCUUAAAGAAUUUGGUAUUGUUGUCCACAAUGAAAUGACAGAGCUCACAGGCAGGGUACUUCCAGCACCAAUGUUGCAAUACGGAGGCCGGAAUAAAACAGUAGCCACACCCAACCAGGGUGUCUGGGACAUGCGAGGAAAGCAGUUUUAUGCUGGCAUUGAAAUUAAAGUUUGGGCAGUUGCUUGUUUUGCGCCUCAGAAACAAUGUAGGGAAGAUUUACUAAAGAGUUUCACCGACCAGCUUCGUAAAAUCUCGAAGGAUGCAGGAAUGCCCAUCCAAGGUCAACCAUGUUUCUGCAAAUAUGCACAAGGUGCAGACAGUGUGGAGCCCAUGUUUAAACAUCUGAAAAUGACUUACGUGGGCCUACAGCUCAUAGUGGUUAUCUUACCUGGAAAGACACCAGUAUAUGCUGAAGUGAAGCGUGUUGGAGAUACCCUUCUGGGUAUGGCCACUCAGUGUGUUCAGGUAAAAAAUGUAGUGAAGACCUCACCCCAAACCCUUUCCAACCUUUGCCUGAAGAUAAAUGCAAAGCUUGGAGGAAUUAACAACGUGCUUGUACCUCAUCAAAGGCCCUCAGUAUUCCAGCAGCCCGUCAUCUUCCUGGGAGCAGAUGUCACACACCCCCCAGCAGGAGAUGGGAAGAAACCUUCCAUUGCUGCUGUGGUUGGCAGUAUGGAUGGCCACCCCAGCCGGUACUGUGCCACGGUUCGGGUGCAGACCUCCCGCCAGGAGAUCUCGCAGGAGCUCCUCUAUAGUCAGGAGGUAAUCCAAGACCUUACUAACAUGGUUCGAGAGUUGUUGAUCCAGUUCUACAAAUCCACACGCUUCAAACCCACAAGGAUCAUCUAUUACCGUGGAGGGGUAUCUGAGGGACAAAUGAAACAGGUAGCUUGGCCAGAACUAAUAGCAAUUCGAAAGGCAUGCAUUAGCUUGGAAGAAGAUUAUCGACCAGGAAUAACUUAUAUUGUGGUGCAGAAAAGACACCACACACGACUCUUCUGUGCAGAUAAAACAGAAAGGGUGGGGAAAAGUGGCAAUGUACCAGCAGGUACUACAGUGGAUAGCACCAUCACACAUCCUUCUGAGUUUGACUUUUACCUCUGUAGUCAUGCAGGAAUUCAGGGAACCAGCCGUCCUUCACAUUACCAGGUCCUGUGGGAUGACAACUGCUUCACCGCAGAUGAGCUCCAGCUGCUAACUUACCAGUUAUGCCACACCUAUGUGCGGUGCACACGCUCAGUCUCUAUUCCAGCUCCUGCAUAUUAUGCCCGACUUGUAGCAUUCAGGGCAAGGUAUCACCUGGUGGAUAAAGAUCAUGACAGUGCGGAAGGCAGCCAUGUGUCAGGACAGAGCAAUGGCCGAGAUCCUCAGGCCUUGGCUAAGGCUGUGCAGAUUCACCACGAUACUCAGCACACAAUGUAUUUCGCUUGAGAGCCUCAGAGGAAGAACUCAACCAGUUUGGCACCGCACGCAGUCUAAUCUUUCAAAUUCAUACUGCCUAUAGAGAGAACCAAGUUGACUUCAAAUGCUCUUCUACCAGCAGCUUGAAAUAGUCGCACUGAAUCUUUACUUCACAGCACUGUCUGAUGCAUCAACAAAAUUGAGCCAUUUUUUUCUUUCUUUCUCUCUUUCUCUCUCUCUCUCUUUCUUUCUUUCUUUCUUUUUUUUUUUUUUUAAGUAGUAGGUACUCAUAGGUUGUCUUUUCUGAUGCACUGGACCGAAUUUUUACCUCAUCAUGCAAAGACCGAUCAACCUGAAUUUUCUAAAGGUCUUUACAAGAAAAGUUUCUAUGGAAUAUUUUGCUUGCUGUGGUGUUCACCGCAUCCCUCUAGUCUUAUAAAAGAAGAUUAUUCACUUUAUCUGUCUUCAUCGAGUGAAGCGUAUAAAUAAGUGGGAGACAAAAACCAAACAAUCUACUUCUGUUCAGCGUUAACUAUUUAAUGAUGUGGGAAAAUCGACUUUUUACUGGAGAUUUCUGACUUCGCCACUGUUAAUGCCUUUAAUGAGCAUUGAUUUUUGAAAGUUUUACAGAGUUUUAUUAGUUUUACUACUUUACCUUAUUAAUCUCUCCAGACUUGUGCUGGUGCAAGUACAGGCUGCCAGGCAAUUGCACUAUAUUUGGCUGCUGAUUCAAACAGGCAGUUCUCUUACUUGGUUGACUUUUGUGAAUGUGUAACACAAACAGAUGUAAUGCAUGUCACUGUGACAGAUAACACUGCCAUGGUAAAAGUACUCAUGUUUCCCUCUCUUGAAAAGUAGCUUUUAGAAUUUUUCAAAGUUUUUAAAAGUGCCCAUUUUAUGCUGCUGUGUGGUUUGUUAGCUCUAAAUGAUUUUUAAACUUUUCUCAUAGAAAGUUAACUUUGGCAAUAAACAUUUUUUUAAGGUCCUUCCACUUCCCUCUGACAAUGAGGUUUUCUAGGUGAUAUUUCAGUAUGAUUUUAUCAACUAUUUCUUAUAGAUCACAACUAGUAGCAAUUUCUGAAACUGGUCAGAUAUGACAUAUAUUUCCAUACUUUUUAAAAGAAUUGUUAUAAUCUGUUUUAUAGUCACAAAUUGGUGUCCUGUUGUUUUGUUUUAAAAUAAGCUAGAACUAAGAUGCUUCCUUAUUGGAUUGACUUUGCCGAUCCUUAAGGUUCAUUAAGUAAUGCUGCAACUUAUAAAAAUGUACCAGCAUUUAAAACUCUUUUCCUCCUGGGAAUUAAGGUUACCCACACAAUUAUUUGCGGUGCACAUUUUUUUGUUUCCCCUUCAACCUGAAAUGUUUUGGUGGGGUUUCCUUCCUUUUGUUAAGUUAAAACUACAUAGUAGAGAUUAAUUUCUUUUAAAAGAUUCUGGAUUCUUCUCACACAGAAACAAGAUUACUUUAUUGUUUUAAAAAGGGGGGAGUUAAUAUAAAACAAACAUCAGUUAAAAUGUAAGGGAAGAAAGAGCUGGGGAGAUAGCACGGUGGUUUACAUGAUAGAUUUUCAUACCUGAGGAUCAGAAGUCCCAGGUUCAGUCCCCAGCACCAGCAUACUCCAGAGCUGAACUGUGCUCUGGCAAAAAUAAAUAAAGAAAAGAAAAGAAAAAAAAAAAGAAAGAAAGAAGGGAAGGAAAGAGAAAAAAAAGUAAGGAAAAAUGUAUUUUGUAUUUAGUGUAGAUAAUACUUUGUGAAUGGACAGCAGUUACAUAGUCUUGGUAUCCCAGUGUAUCCCGACCUGGGUUUUACUGGCUCGUAGUUCUUUAUCCUGGAAACUCAGGAACAAGAGCUGAAAAGAGGAGUAAAUGACCUGGAGCCGCACUCCACAUGACUGAGGGAAGAUGUUGGGGAGAGACAAACCCCAUGUGAUAAAAUGAGAUUUUUGUCACCUCUGAAUCCAAUGGUGAAGGAUGUUUGUUUGAACUCAUUAGCCAGUCCAAAUCUCUUAAACUAGCCUUCUCAAAAUCCCAGCAAUAUAAAGAAUUGUUUCUCUUCAGUUUUUAAAACAAGCUUGUAAAUACAUUGAGGUUUACAUUUACAUGUGCUGUUGAUCAGCAGCACCACCAAUGUUUGCUGAGACUGGUCUCCUGAGAGUUUUAUGAUGUAAAUGGAAUCUGAAUGCUCAUUAAGAUGAGUGCAGCAGACAUCCUUAAUUCUGCACAGAAUGAGGUGAAAGCAAGCUCUGGAAUUAAGGCACACUAUAGGCAGAAGUGAAGAGAUCACAUCUGUAAAUUUCUUGUUGUUUUUUUUUUUUUUUUUCAAGUACCUCACUUGGAUAGUACAAAUCAAGACAUGUUGGUGAGGAACUGGCUGCUGCUGUUAUUCAUGCUUGUUCAGGGAGAGCACAGAAAAUACCCUUCAGCAAAGCCACCCUGGACCCAAGAGGAGAACAAAAUAAAUGAAAGGGUUUUUUUGUUUGUUUGUUUGUUUUUUAAUGAGAAGAAGGACUCACUGGAGUCCAGGACAUGAAGAACUCUUGGUGACUGGCUGGCUGGCCAGCGGACACCAGACCUGCACUUGAGUGCCUCAGGCUUGCUUGAUAUUAAUGCACAGAGCACAAAAAGAGCGUCACUUCUCACCAUCCCCUGGUAUGUUUGGAGCAGGGAGCAAAGUAGAGUACCUGGAAGCCCUGAUUCACUUGCCUGCAGUUGGUUAUAAAUGGAACCUCAAACUAUACAGUACAACAACCUCAGUCACUCCUAGUACACUGGAGUUGACCAGUAUGGUGGUGGAGGAAAAGCCGGGAGGCCUAUUUUUAUACGAAAACAGAACCAUGACAGGUGUUGUGCUGUCGUUUUGAAUGAAAUUAAAGAAAUACGGACAAACUAGGAUUAUUGUGAAGAAAAAAAAAAGCUUGCUAUGGGGUGGCUCUCUUAGAGGUUAUCACUGCAGAAUCAGAGUUACAGCAAUACUAUUGCAAUCAAGUCUACAUGUUUGGUUUUAAUUUAAUUCGGCUUGACAAUUUGAAUAUGUAACCCCUUGGGGCUGACUGAAUCGUUAUGCAUGUGUCAAUCAAUGGGAGGUAUGCAUUCUCUAGAAGUAGUUUUUGGCUGUUUGGUUUUAUAAAAUGCAGCCUGUUUAGGCAUUGUCACGUGGUGUGAAAGAUUUAAAUGUAGCAAAGCUAAAGAGUACAAUUUGGGUUUAAGGAGCUGGGACAUAAAGAGAGUGGUAAAGACCCAAAUGUUGAACCAAUUAUGUUUUGUUCUUGUUGGUAGCUGUUGAAUCCUGAAUGGUUUAUAAAGUGAACUAGCUGACUUAAAUGCAGCCAGCGGUCUGGGCAGGCAAAACAUUUCGCUCUUACUGUAAAUUCUAUUUGCUGCUUCCAAAGGUAAUGAUUUACAAACAGAUAUGUUCUAGAUAGUUUGUAUUUUAGGAUCUGGUGCCCGGCCUAUAUCACAGUUUAUCUACCUGGCUCAACUACCUACCCUUCUUAAGGGAAAAGGUAAUCUACUAUUUAAUAAGACUCACCCUAGCCUCCCUGCCCUAGAGACCCUUUGUGAAUGUGCUGUAAGACUUUCUUGCUCAAUAGCAAGGUAGCAGCUCUGCUUUCAUUUUAAGAAAGUGGAGACUGAGGGCAUUGUAUCAAUACUGUUUGAACUCCAAGAACUUUUCCCUAUACAAUUAAUGGGAAAAUCUUGUUAUUGAAUAACCAUUUUCUUAUCCCUUGCUAUUGACUUACUCAUGCUCUUUCUAGCCCUUCUAUGUCUAGUGGCUGAAAAAAAUGUUUGCAUUUGUUCAUUUGACUAAUGGUGUAAUUUUUGUUUUUAUACUGUUAGAUUUGUAAUGUUUUAAAAUGUAUUUUAUAAAACUUGGACUGGGUGUAUGUCUCUAGCAAUACGAGGUACUUUCUAAACUAUUAAGGGAGAGGUGGUAUCCCCAUGUUGAGACAAAAUGAUGGUUGUUUAAAUUUUGCAAUUUUAUUUUGGCUUGCAGGGAUUUUUUUGUGUUUAUGUGUCUACAAAAAUGAAUAAAUCGGUAUUCUUAUGCCAAAUAUUGUCUGGUUGAUUGUCUGACAAAUAUGGAGUAUGUAACAGCAACACACUUGGUUGCUUUUUAAAAACAGUAACUUCCAUUUGAGGACAAAAGAAUUCUGGGAAAACUUUGUGUUUAA
This is a messenger RNA of Erinaceus europaeus (western European hedgehog), 7093 nucleotides long. It is a transcript of the gene AGO4, whose product is annotated as argonaute RISC component 4. The record is from RefSeq and is a predicted model, not a curated record. NCBI's taxonomy places the organism in Eukaryota, Metazoa, Chordata, Mammalia, Eulipotyphla, Erinaceidae. The coding region runs from base 369 to 2954 and encodes 861 amino acids. The transcript is spliced from 18 exons. Gene Ontology annotation, molecular function: RNA binding; protein binding.